AUGUACCCGAUAGCCUUCAAGCAUCAAGCGUUGGGUCUACUUGAGACAAUGAACGACUAUGAAGAUGCCGCCGAGCUUGGUGUAGCGCGGCGCACCAUUCGAAACUGGCAAAGCAAACGCUCCGAACUCCUAGCCUAUAAUGGCAACAAGAGGCGAAUAAAGCUCAAACCUGGCCGCCGCCCAGAAGUGUUUCCUGGUCCAACCGGAAUGCUUGAGUUCAUCAAUGGAUUGAGGGACGCUGAGCGUGCGCUGAGCGUGCGCUUACCACGAUCCAUGUGGUCACCUGGAUCAAGCGUAACCGGCGUGCAUGGCUCGUAUCGUACUUGGCCAACAAGAAGCCGGGCACUGGAUAGAACUCCCUCCUCCUCCUUUUUCGACGCUUUUCCGCUCGACAUGGACUUUCAAGACAACGACCUGAAUUUCAUCCUGAGUAUCGUGCCCAUGGGUCGGAAAGCGUGUAUAACGUAG
Aphanomyces astaci is the source of this 468-nucleotide messenger RNA. RefSeq lists its product as hypothetical. The transcript is spliced from 2 exons. The record is from RefSeq and is a predicted model, not a curated record. Bases 1 to 468 code for a protein of 155 amino acids. NCBI's taxonomy places the organism in Eukaryota, Oomycota, Saprolegniomycetes, Saprolegniales, Verrucalvaceae.